CAAUUAGCUUAUUGUUCCUCUCCGUAUUGUGCUGAGAGGAUCCAAAGGACUGGUGGGGGAACAGGCGAGCCAGGCGUCGCUGUGGAUGUUGAAGAAGGGAGUUACUCAAACCUCGGCGCCUUCCCUUGCUCAGUCUGGAAUUACAGCUGUUUCUUACAAAGCACUGUGUGUGGCGUGGUGGCGUGAGCACAAGGAACGUCAAGGACACCACUUGGGGUUAGGCUUUCUGAGCUUUUUCCACCUUUGACUAAUUCUCGUCAUUAUUAUGGAGCCCAACAGCCCCAAAAAGAUACAGUUUGCUGUACCCUUAUUCCAGAGUCAGAUUGCACCGGAGGCGGCAGAGCAGAUCAGGAAAAGAAGACCUACGCCAGCGUCACUUGUGAUUCUCAAUGAACAUAAUCCCCCAGAAAUAGAUGACAAGCGAGUGACCAACACACAAGGAGAACCACAGAAUGCAUCCCCCAAGCAGAGGAAGCAGAGCGUAUACACACCGCCCGCCAUGAAAGGGGUUAAACAUCUGAAGGGCCAGAACGAACCAGCAUUCCCUGAAGAAGAGGAAGCUGUAAAUGAAAGAGAGGAGCCAUGGGACCAUUAAUUGCCUGUCUGCAUUGGGAAGGCCUCCUGGGGAUAACUGAACUGCUAAUUUUUCUGAAUAUCCCAGGAACCCCAUGCCUUGAGUAUCAGACGCAUUCUCGCUCAUCUCUGCACUCCACAUGCUCGCAGCAGUAACACAGCUCCUGGAGCCCUCCUCCACCAAACUCUAGAACUCAGUACCAUGUGUUCCACACCAACUUCUAAUUAAGCAAGGAGUGUUUAUUUUAUAGUGAUUUUCCUUUGAACUUUGCAAACAUGAGUGUCUAACUUUAAUACUGCCAGAGCUUUGUCCCUUAUAUCCUACUGAUAGGGCCUACAUUCUAGAGUCAAGUGUAAAUAGCAUCACUUUAAUAGGAAAACAUAAAUAUUUAAUAUACUUAGGCACAAGUGUGUAUGGAAGGCUUAAUCAAAAGAGGAAUUUCCAAUGAAAGUUUUAAGACUAUCAUGUUUCUGAAUAGAGAACAGAACACAGAGCUUAUUUCAAAAAGAUGGAGAAAACAUGUCAGAUGUUGAUGAUUGGAAUCCCUGUAACAACAGAUACUAACCAUUCUACCCAGCCAACUGCACGUUGGUGGUUACCUAAAGAACCAUAGAAUUCUCACUUUUUAAGUUGUGCAAAUAGGGGCUGGGGAUUUAGCUCAGCGGCAAAGCGCCU
Molecule: messenger RNA, 1249 nt
Organism: Chinchilla lanigera (long-tailed chinchilla)
Lineage: Eukaryota; Metazoa; Chordata; Mammalia; Rodentia; Chinchillidae
Gene: Ppp1r1c
Product: protein phosphatase 1, regulatory (inhibitor) subunit 1C
Exons: 5
Coding region: 266-595 (109 amino acids)
Biological process (GO): intracellular signal transduction
Cellular component (GO): cytoplasm
Molecular function (GO): protein phosphatase inhibitor activity
Source: RefSeq, a predicted model, not a curated record